Molecule: messenger RNA, 1201 nt
Organism: Apodemus sylvaticus (European woodmouse)
Lineage: Eukaryota; Metazoa; Chordata; Mammalia; Rodentia; Muridae
Gene: Ap3s1
Product: adaptor related protein complex 3 subunit sigma 1
Exons: 6
Coding region: 134-715 (193 amino acids)
Biological process (GO): intracellular protein transport; Golgi to vacuole transport
Cellular component (GO): intracellular membrane-bounded organelle; membrane coat; AP-3 adaptor complex
Source: RefSeq, a predicted model, not a curated record
GGCGCGGGAGCGCGCGCGCGCGCGUGCGGGAGGGGGCGGGUGGGGAAGCAGCGGCAACAAGCUCCCGGAGGCGAGGCUCGCGCGGCCGCCCCCGCCCUGGCCCCAGCGCCCACCCGGUCGGCCCGGCCCAGCCAUGAUCAAGGCCAUCCUCAUCUUCAACAACCACGGGAAGCCGCGGCUCUCCAAGUUCUACCAGCCCUAUAGUGAAGAUACGCAACAGCAAAUCAUCAGGGAGACUUUCCAUUUGGUAUCUAAGCGAGAUGAGAAUGUUUGUAAUUUCCUAGAAGGAGGAUUAUUAAUUGGAGGAUCUGACAACAAACUCAUUUACAGACAUUAUGCAACACUAUAUUUUGUCUUCUGUGUGGAUUCCUCAGAAAGUGAACUUGGCAUUUUAGAUCUAAUUCAAGUAUUUGUGGAAACAUUAGACAAAUGUUUUGAAAAUGUCUGUGAACUGGAUUUAAUAUUCCAUGUAGACAAGGUUCAUAAUAUUCUUGCAGAAAUGGUUAUGGGGGGAAUGGUAUUGGAGACCAACAUGAAUGAGAUUGUCACACAAAUUGAUGCACAAAAUAAACUGGAGAAAUCUGAGGCUGGCUUAGCGGGAGCUCCAGCCCGUGCUGUAUCAGCUGUAAAGAAUAUGAACCUUCCUGAGAUCCCAAGAAAUAUUAACAUUGGUGACAUCAGUAUAAAAGUGCCAAACCUGCCCUCUUUUAAAUAAAUAUUAACAAGGCCACUCCCAGGUAAAACCCAGAGGGAAAGCCAUCUAAGUUUACCAUGCAAUUGUUUACCAAAAAUAGAGGAGGAGAGUCUUAACUGUGCUCUUGGGUUUAAGUCGAGGUACUGUGCAGACCCUGCCUAGAGUCAAUAUGGAAGUUCAGUGCUGCUUUUCAUGCUCAGUGAUUUUGAAGAAAUUGACUAGUUCCCCUGUGAUUUUUUUUGUUUGUUUUCUAAAUUGUAUUCCUGUGCCCACAUAAAGGCAUGCCCCUAUAUAUUGGCUAUUACAGUCUCUGGAAAAUCGAGAUGUUUCUUUAAUUAUGUAAAACCCAAGAUGUUGAUGUUUUGUAUGGAUCGCAAGUACAGCAUUCUCUAAUUCUUUCUGCUGUUUGUCACAGUUGUUAUUUAAAGAACCAAGUAUGUAUUGCAUGAAAACAUGACCUUUUCUUUAGUUUAAAUAAACUCCAAGGUAACUGGACUUCUUAAAGUA